Molecule: messenger RNA, 483 nt
Organism: Saprolegnia parasitica CBS 223.65
Lineage: Eukaryota; Oomycota; Saprolegniomycetes; Saprolegniales; Saprolegniaceae
Exons: 1
Source: RefSeq, a predicted model, not a curated record
AUGUGGAAUAUGCGACGGCAGGUGAUCGCUCCAUCAUUUUUGGGUUCAGACAAAAAUGGCUCCAAUUUCAGACCCAGUGGUCACUUUGGAAUGUACUGGACCAUCACCUUAUCGCCCAAGUCGUGCUACGAGGUCGACGCCGAGCGCUACGUCUUCUUUUGGCCGCUAACCUCCAAUGUCCUUCGCUUCCCGCGCCACACCUGCCUUCUCUUUCACCGGCUGCACCUGUUUGGCGCGAUCUUCCUCGUUCAGUUUUGCUCUGGAUCGCUCUACGCGUUCAUGGCGCUGCCCGACCCGAUCAACCAUUAUUUCGGCUUCCCGACCAGCGACGCGCGCGCCGUCCAGCUCAUCCUCGUGGCUGGCGUGCUCAGCAUCCUCGCGCAGGUCCUUCUCGGCCCGCUCUUUGAGCGCCAAGGGCCGCGCUGGAGCAUGGCGAUCGCGACGCUCAUCCUCACGCUCGGCCUCAGCGCGUCGCUUCUCGCC